AUGAACUCGGACGUCUUUUAUAUGAUGCAGAGGCCAGGGGCCGUAACAGCUCUGAAGCUGGCUUACCUGGGCUGGGCCUACCAGGGCUUCGCUGUUCAGGACAACACGGACAACACGGUGGAGGCCAGGCUGUUUGAAGCGCUGCUGAAGACACGACUGAUUCAGGACCGACAGAGCUCCAACUAUCACCGCUGUGGUCGAACUGAUAAAGGAGUCAGUGCUUUUUCUCAAGUUAUAACCAUUGACCUGCGCUCCUCCCAGUUUUGUGGAGGACUUGGCGUAACCCUCCCUGAAAAUCUCGAUCUCGGCACCAAAUCAAAAGCUUCCACCUCUGAGCUUCCAUACGUGAAGAUGCUGAAUAGAGUUUUGCCGCAGGACAUUCGGAUCUUGGACUGGGCAGCCGCAGAGCAAGGUUUCAGUGCGCGUUUCGACUGCCAGUCCCGCACGUACCGCUACUACUUCCCCCGAGGGUCGUUGGAUGUAGAGCUGAUGGGAAAUGCUGCAAAACGAUACGAAGGAACGCAUGACUUUCGCAACCUGUGCAAAGUGGACGUGGGGAACGGGGUCCUGCAGUUUGAGAGGACCAUCUUGUCUGCCUCAGUCAGGCCUUUGCAGCCCCAGCAGGUUUCCAGCACAGAGCAAUAUGAUCUGUUUGUGUUUGAGAUCAAAGGUUUAGCCUUCCUCUACCACCAGGUACGUUGCAUGAUGGCGGUGCUUCUUUUGAUAGGACAGAAGCUGGAAGCUCUGGAGAUAAUCAGUCAACUGCUGGAUGUUGAGAAAAACCCCAGAAAGCCUCAAUACAGCAUGGCAGUGGACUACCCUCUGGUUCUGUACGACUGCCACUUCGAUGGUUUAACCUGGCAGCAGGAGGCGGAGGAGGUUAGCCACGUCCUGUCAUCACUACAGCGACACUGGACGCAGAGCGCUGUCAAAGCCCAGGUUCUGCUCGGGAUGAUCCGGGGUUUGGAGGAGAGAGUUCAAAUGCUGCGGCGCCGACACUUACACCGACUGGUCCAGAAGUGUGGGCUGGGGAAACCAUGAAGCCGUGCCAGAUUCCUGCUGCCCGGAGAAGAGAGAAGGUUGUGGACAUGACAAGGAAAAAGCUCACAGAAAGGGAUGUAUCUCAGCUUUAAAGCUCUUUCUGUUGAAGAAUCUGGUGUGGGUCGGCGGUGUUUGCAUUGCUCUUGGAAUCACAGAGGUGUUUGGCGUGGUAGUCGGAGUGUGCCUCUGCCUGGACAUUAAACGCAAAAAUUACGAGAAUGUCGACUAAUUCAUCAUCACAACCAUCUUUACACAUCAACAAACAAACUUGUUUGAUCAUAAUAUACAUUUUUGUUUUAUGUGAUUAUAUGCUCAAAAACAUUCUCCUUACUUAAACCUCUAGGUUUAAGCUCAAUAAAGAACCUAAAAAAAAUUUCGAUCCAUAUUCUAUGUUAAUUUUAAACUGUUUACCUGUUAGUUCUUUCUAAGAACAGAGCUCAAAUCAAUAGGUUGUACAGGUUAAAGGUUAUUGGCUCUUUGAAUUAAUCCAUUCAUAUGAUGAAUUAGCCUACUUAGCAAAACAAAGUCAGAGAUGGUGGGAGAUGUCCGAGUUAAAUGCAGAGCAAUAUUGGAAGACAUUUUUUUCAAAUCUUAAAAAAAAAAAAAAAGAAGAACAAUUUGAAACUUGGCCAAAGGUUCACCGCUUAGGAUGCUUCUAACCAGCAGAAACAGGGAGGCUGGGCACAGAUGACGUAGCUAAAUAAAGGACAAUACAGGAAGAAAACUUGUUAAAAGCAACACAAGACCUAACCCUCCUGUUGUGUUCGUUUCUAGGGUGUUUGUGGGUCAAUUUGACCCGGGGAGUGUUUAAUCAUGCAAUAGUGUCAGAAACCAAAAAAGUCCUCCAAAACAUUUUUGUAUCUGAUUAUUAACUCCAAUACGGUUCCUCUCCUGAUCCAUUCUGUCUGACAUACAGCAGCACACUGCGCCACGACGGACACUUUUCUUUUUUUUUUUGUCUUUCGAUGUACACAGUAUCCGUCCUAACUGAAAUUGUUCAGCUUAUAAUGGCGUCUUUUUUCUCACGUCUGUAUUUUUAAAAGCGUUUUUGCUUCUUAGGACAUGGAAUCGGGUCGAGGACGUUUUAAAAAGACGCGGGUUGAUAGCAGCUCACCGCGGCUGCGUAGUGUCCGUCUCUAGGCAACCGUGACGUUCAGCGUCGGUCCGUAGCGUUCAGGGUUCCUUUAGUUCCCACCACGACAAUUUAGCUGACCUUAAUAUUUCCUGUGUUUUAUUUUGGUCAUUAUUGUUAAACUUAGUGCUGAUGUGUGUAUGAUAGGCGUUUCUAUAGGACAGUUAUGUAUCGGUUCAAUACGGGACGCACAUUUAACGGCCAAAUAUGGGACGACUCCGUAUUUUACGGGAAGGGUGGCAACCUGAUUCAUACAGUUUUAGGGGUAGGCCUAGGUACGCCACUUUCAACCAGUUAGCCCGUUUCCUCUUUUUCUGUUUUCGGGCAGAAUGUUUCCUUUUGACCGUUGGUCCUCGCACCCGGCUGUGCCAGUCCAUUGUCCUCCCAAGUGCGGAUUUCAGUCUUGGUGAUAUGUUACCAGCUGAACUGGUCCAAUAACCAUCAGCUAAGCCGAACUGCAUUCAGCCAUAAAGUUUGUUUUUAUUCAAACUUGAGCAAUUUUCUAGUUGUUCUGCUGAGGUACUGAUAUCCGUUUGUGACAUCAUGCACAUUGACGUCACAAAGAGUGACGCUCUCUUUGUGGAGUUACGCUGUUCAGCUUAUAGUGCUGAACAUUAUAAGCAUCGCAUCAUAACCAUUGCAGAAGAGAGAGAGCGAGCAAGCAAAAGGAUCGUCUCCUAUCAAGAGAUUGAAAACGAAGGAUUUUCCAGAUAAAACGGCAAAUCCUAACAAACAAAAGAAAACAUUAAGCAGUUUUUGGAUUGUCCAGAUAAAAAGUAUCAACAAUGAAUCAGAGCAAUAAGGCAUCGACUUCUGAUUCUGGGAAUGAAAAACUAGCUAGAGAGACACAGAAGCUCCAUGAUCUCUUGAAAGAAGUCAACUUGAUUUCAGCUGAAAGACAGUCGCUGAUUAAAGCCAACGAGGACUUGAAGAUUCAAGUAAUAAACUUAGAAAAAGCUGCACUUGUAAAAGACAAACUGCUUUUGGAGAAAGACGAGGAAUUAAAAAAACUGUUAGACAGAAACAGAAUUUUAAAGGAGGAUAACAUACCGAAGCAGGAAAACACCUCUCUGGGGCAAAGAAACACAGACUUGGAGCAGAAAAACAUCGAUAUGAAGCAACAAAAAGUAUCAACAAUGACUCAGACCAAUACAGCGUCAUUUUCUGAUUCUAGGAGUGAAAAAAUACAACAGAGUUUAGCUAGAGAGACACAGAAGCUCCAUGGCAUCUUGAAAGAGGUCAACACGAUGUCCAUUGAGAGACGGUGUCUGAUUAACACAAAUGAGGAGUUAAAGACUCAAGUCAUGAGCAUUGAAAAAGCUGCAGUGGAAAUACACAAGCUGCUUCAAGAGAAAGAAGAGGGAUUAAAACAACUGUUCAAUGAAAACAGAACCUUAAAGGCAAAUAACACCACAUUAAAGCAGAUCAACACUGCCUUGGGUCAAAGAAACACCACCCUGGAGCAGGAAAAUACAGUCUUAGACCAGAAAAUUACCAUCCUGGAGAAGAAAAACACUGCCCUGAAGCUGAAAAGCAGCGCUCUAGAGCAGAAAAUGAAUGUACUGGAAAAAGAAAAGACUGCCUUGGAGCAGGAAAACACCAUCUUGGACCAGAGAAUCAGUAGCCUGGAAGUGGAAAACACCACCCUGGAGCAAGAAAGUAACAUCAUAGGAGAGGACAACAUCAUUCUGCUGCAGAUGGUCCUUGUUUUGCAGGAGACAAAUCGCGUCUUGCAGCGGAGAAACCAAGACUUGGAUCGGGAAAAAAUAAUUUUCGAGGAAGAGAACAACGAGCUGGAGGAGCAGAACACCUACCUGAAUCUGAGAAGAAGGACCCUGGAGCAUGAGAAAUCCGUCCUGAUGCUCUCAAUCACUUCUCUGGAGGUGAAUAGCACCACCCUGGAGCAGAGGAGCACAAACUUAGAGCAGGAAACAAAUACCCUAACAAUGGAAAACAUCACCCUGAGGCAAAAACACACCACCUUGGAGGAGGAAAAAAGCGCCCUUAAGCAGGAAAACACUGCCCUUAAGCAGGAAAACACUGCCCUUAAGCAGGAAAACACCGCCCUAAAGCUGGAAAGCACCGCCCUGACGGAUAUAAACACCGCCUUUGAGGAGGACAACACCGACCUGCAGCCUGAAGUGGAACAGCGGAACCAGCAACCAUCUGAAGAGGAGAGCCACGAAGGCAGCCAGUCGCUUUCAGACCAGCCACAGAGGCAGCCGUCGGUAUUCAGACGUGUGAUGAAUACGCUUCAGUGCCUGAGAGUGCCAAAGAGGCGCUUGAAAGAUGGCACAUCUAAAUAAAGAAGUGUCAUGAGGGCUCCAAGCUUCAUGCUUGAUUAUAUGUGGCAGAAAAGCUUGAGGACAACAGGACUUUUUUGGUCAGGGGAGCUGGACACUUGGGGGCCGUUGGCAGAAGAGCUUAACGCUUGAAAGUUGUUGGCAGGGGAGGCAGGGCUUCGUAGCGAGUCUUGUUGG
This is a messenger RNA of Xiphophorus maculatus (southern platyfish), 4653 nucleotides long. RefSeq names its product tRNA pseudouridine(38/39) synthase-like. Gene Ontology annotation, cellular component: cytoplasm; nucleus. The record is from RefSeq and is a predicted model, not a curated record. The coding region runs from base 1 to 1041 and encodes 346 amino acids. Gene Ontology annotation, biological process: mRNA pseudouridine synthesis; tRNA pseudouridine synthesis. The transcript is spliced from 9 exons. Lineage: Eukaryota; Metazoa; Chordata; Actinopteri; Cyprinodontiformes; Poeciliidae. Gene Ontology annotation, molecular function: RNA binding; pseudouridine synthase activity.